GGUGAUAAAUCCAGUGCACAGACUCUGGCCAUCUCCUCGGUUUUCUGAAGAAGAGGGUGGGGUCGUGUUCGUGCGCUAUCACCCCUUGAUCAGUAUUGCUGUGCGGAGUGUUUGAAUAAGUGAAACGCAUCUUUCUAUGCUCAACUGCCUUUCUGAAAUAAGCCGGACAUAAAGUGUAAUGAAGCGGACGAUUCUUCUAUACCUGUUGUUUUUUUGCCAUUCACUAUGGAUUAAUAUUCUCCGUCCUGAGAUUCAACACUGAUAUUUAUCUAUUUCACACAGGAUUUGCGAGGCCCGCGCACAUCUGAACGUGGAGUACAAUUUGAUCGUGUAACUGGUCAAUAAUUUCGCUGGUCAUAGGUUUAAAAUACGUUUGGUUUAUUUUAGUGUUUCGCAUUCAUUUAUUUUUGCAUACGAAACAUUUAAAUCCUCGUAUUUGAACAUGGCAUGGCCCUGCAUCACCAGGGCUUGCUGCAUUAACCGCUUUUGGAGCGACUUGGACAAAGCUGACAUUGCAGUACCUUUGGUUUUCACGAAGUAUUCCGAUGUUGCUGAAGUGCAGCGCCUCCAUUUGCAGCCACAACCAAAACAACCGCAUCCCCAGGCAUGGGCCAGCGCGGUCGCCAUAGAAACGCAGCCUUCCCACAGGCAACAUGAGGCUAUAGCUCGGGCUCCACCCGCGACCGGGGCUGCUGCUAGGGCUGUUCGAGAACCAACCGGCGCAUCUGUGAUGCGCCAGGAUUUCAAAGCUUGGAAAGUGCGACCGGAACCCAGUUUCAAACCCAAAAACGAGUAUCACCGUUCGGAGACCCCUUUUAACAACGAAACGCAGUAUCAGAAGGAUUUCAAGCCGUGGCCGAUCCCACGACGGGGAGACCACCCGUGGAUUCCCAAACCUAGCCCCAGCCCCAGCCCCAGCCGGAGUAAACAGCCUCCGCGGCCCAAGUCUGCUCCCGUGCAGACAGAGGAUGACAGCGGUGUGGAGAAAAGUGUGAUCGCUGACAAGGUGCAAGAGAAGGACACGAAGAAGCUUGUGAAGAAAGACAAAGUAGCCGAGAGGAGGGUGAGCAUCAAAAUAGAGCUACCAGAACCUGGAGGUGUCGCUGUGGAGGGUAAAGGACGAGCGGCUGCAGACGCACUAAACCGACAGAUCAAGAAUGAUGUUGCUGCCGGGAGCUCAUACAGGAACGAGUUCAGAGCCUACAAAGACGUGAAUCCGGUGAAGCCCAUCAAGGCCAAGUCCCAGUACAAGCCACUGACGGGAGAGAAGCCCAGCCUGGAGACCAGCUACAGCGCCACCUACAGAGGGGAGCAAGUGAAGCAGCAGCCCGCGGACAACAAAGCGCUGGACCGUCGGAGGAUACGCAGCCUGUACAGCGAGCCCGGGAAAGAGCUCAGCAAGGUUGAGAGGCCAAACACACCACGCUCAAAACCAAAAAAGACAACGGCGACAACUGACCGCAGCAAACAAGCGAAGAAGUCCAAAGAUAAACAGGUCUCCUCGGUCCGAGGUGCCAAGAAAAAGGCUCCUGUGACUACCGUUGAGGCCAGGCCAGAGGAGGGCAACAAGGAGAAAAGCAAAGAGACGAACAACAAACUAGCAGAGGCAAAGGAGUAAAGUCAUGUUCCUCGGGGGAUUUUUGCAGGGGUUAUGGGGGGUGGGGGGUGGAUUCAGACUAAAUUAGAGGGCUUUUAUCCCCUUGUCCAGUGUCUGUCUCAAUCAGCUUUUGUUUUCCAUGCAUCUAGUCUGUGCUUUGCGGGUCUGUGAGCACCAAGUUGUGGCUGUCAUUUUCCCCGUCUCUCAGCUUUGCGUCAUUCCCCCACACCUCAUUGAGGGGAGUGCGUGCAUCUGUCACUGCAUCCACCCCUUCCGCCGUUCAUCGAUUCCUGUCUCUGCUCCAGGUUUCCAUGGUGACACACCCACUCGUGUAGGCGGCAGACCCUUCUGUUAGGAAACUAGUUUUGCACAGAGCUGCCGGCACACAUAUCUGUAUGGUUGUCUUAACUACAGCCACACAGAUCAUUUUCUUGAAUUUGCUGAUGUUUUGUAAAGGUAAAAGCGGUAAUGAAGGUGCUUUAAAAUUUGCAUUAAUUUCAAAAGGUUUCACGCAUCAUAAUUCUGGAUCCUGAAUUUGGGGAGAUUCCCCAGUAGAGGAGCAGAUGCUCAGUGCGCAGUACGGUAUCGCAGGAGUGUCCUGAUCUUUUCAUUUGUGUCCUGCACUAAUCUUUAGGAGUGAUAAGUUGGUUUGACAAAAUUUCUGCUUUUGAUACUUUAUUUAUUUAUUUAUUUUUACCCAUUAUUCCCAUUACCUUAAUACCUCCAGGUGUUAUAUUUCAAAUAUUUAGCAUAAAAAUUCAAACCGCGCCCAUUCCACAAAGUAUUUCAGGCUGUACUGUUGUUACCUCCAUUUUCUGGACCUUGACUGAUUUAAUUGUUGUAAAGCUCACUCAAUUAUUGUUUGACAUAAUAGAGGAAAAAUGGUUUCCUCAGUUUGGUUGCCAAGAGACUACAACAAGUUACUGUAAUACAAUUACCAGUUAUUGGAUGUAAAGCUGUUGUUUGCGAAUAGCACUAGAGCAGUGUGUUCUCCUUGCAGUACCAAAUGCAAAGGAAAAGAGGAAAAGAAUUGUUUAAAAGUGUAGCAAUAUUAAUUUAUUAAUCCAUGCAUUAUGAUUAUAAGUAAGAUUAACAUUUAAAUACAGGACUGAUUGAUUGACAAACUAAAGAUCAGUUUCCCAUAUUAUGCAGUCAUUGGAAGCAGCCAGUUGAUGCUGAAAGAAAGGCCAGGUAGAGGACUACAGCUAACAGCAUGUAAGUAUUUGCCAGUUCUUUCCUUAUGUUCAGCAUAUGUGCAGCUCAAGCCAUUCCUUAUUUCGAUUCAGUGGACAGGCGUACAGUAUGCAAGACCAUACUGGAUAUGGAUGUAAGGCGGAUGGAAUAAUGUGGAAUAUUUGCCAGAGUUUUAAUGUAGUUAUUCUAAUGUGAGAUUUUGAAAAGGAAGUUGUUAUGAAAAUGAUGUCACUAGCAUUUGCUUUUUUGCUCAUUCUUUCUGGAGGCCUAAUUUGAUAGGGAAAUAUAGGACACACAAUAGUUUUAGUGAUCUAGUACUUUUAUACUGUUGCUGUAGUAACCCUGUUACGUUACACAAAGGAGGACCGGUCUUUUUGUUUUAAUAGUUUUUCUUCAUGUUUUCUUCAACUAUUGUUUUUAUUAUGUGUUUAAAAGUUCUAAUGGUGCAGCAGUACUAUAAGCUGAAACAUGGUUGCAUUUUGUCCUAUUUCAUGUAAAUCACCUGCACGUGCUCUCUCUCUCUCUCGAUCUUUAUCUUGCCUCUUUCAUCAGCUAAAGCCGAUGGACUUUCCUGGAAAUUGCAUGUAUAGUGUUGGAGGAAGGUUUUGAAAGCGUUUCACUUGUAGUUGUUAAAGCAACAGACAAACAAACAAAAAAAUUCAGUCUUAAAUUUACCCAGAAUUUGCCUAUAGUUGCUAUUGAAUCCAGUUCACUGCUGUAGAACUCUCGCCACUUAGACAGUAUAAUCUUGGCAUAUGUAUUAUCUUUCUUUGUAAAUGAUGUGUGUAACUGUUUCAGAUGUGAUUAGCCUGCCUCUGAACUGCCGUGACAGGACAGGAGUGUGUGGUAUAAGACUUUCCUUGCUUUCAGUGACACCCCACCUAAUAUGCUACUCACCUCACCCCCCCAUCUAAUCUCAUCUGUCUCGUAUACAAAUACAACUUCUCCUUCUCUAACCUGGCAGUGUGUGUCUCCUGGUGGUGCCAGCCAACCGGGAGUAAGUGUUGCCCUUCAUUAUGAGUCCCCUCGCUGAUGUUCUGUAGCGUUUGCUUGGUGCCGUUAUCCCAGGUUGGACGCACCAUGUGCUGAGCACGUCACCCUUCGGUGCUAUCUCUCUCAUGCUAUAGGUCUGAAGAAAGCGAACGAGAAAAAAAGGAAAUGGUAAAAAAUGUUGGGUGUGUGGGGGGAACCGUAGAAGGACAUGUAUUAAAGGUAUGAUUUGAUUGUGACGUGUUUGUGUUCUCUGCUUGCUCUUAUUGAAAUUAUUAAUAAAUGCAAAAAGGAGACCAAAAGAAAAAAA
Molecule: messenger RNA, 4091 nt
Organism: Anguilla rostrata (American eel)
Lineage: Eukaryota; Metazoa; Chordata; Actinopteri; Anguilliformes; Anguillidae
Product: microtubule-associated protein 6 homolog
Exons: 3
Coding region: 443-1618 (391 amino acids)
Biological process (GO): cytoskeleton-dependent intracellular transport; microtubule cytoskeleton organization; regulation of microtubule cytoskeleton organization
Cellular component (GO): Golgi-associated vesicle; cis-Golgi network; microtubule
Molecular function (GO): microtubule binding; calmodulin binding
Source: RefSeq, a predicted model, not a curated record